Messenger RNA from Pisolithus orientalis, 1827 nucleotides. RefSeq lists its product as uncharacterized. The record is from RefSeq and is a predicted model, not a curated record. NCBI's taxonomy places the organism in Eukaryota, Fungi, Basidiomycota, Agaricomycetes, Boletales, Pisolithaceae. The coding region runs from base 357 to 1391 and encodes 344 amino acids. The transcript has 5 exons.
ACAAAGGCUCGUAGUUGCCAGCAAUGGCGUUCCUCCCACGAAACUACAGCUCCUGACCCGUAAAACUCAAAGCAAAUGGAAAGGUCAGAUAGAUGUCGAUACUAAAUUUAUACAGGUGUCGCACGUCCUAGGACGCGGGCGUAUCACACAUGGAGGGCAGUCGUAUGGCUCCAUCCCUAUCGGAGGCAUAUCGAGCGGAAUUGUUGGAAAGCAUCUCAGGAUACUCAAGACAAGUACCGAGUACUGGAGGUAGUUGUUGUCAAUUUUAGGUGGAUCCCACUUCAUACGCCAUGAGUAUAUAAGAUGGGAGGCUCCCUGCCAGCAGCUUGACUCGUUCACAUUGCCUUCCCGCCAUCAUGGCUAACGCAGGUCCACUGUGGCAAAACUCCCUUUAUAUUGGCAAUAUAUUGAGUACCAUCCUCUAUGGUGUUGAACUAAGCUUAUACUGUCAGACAAUGCGGGCCCUGGGCUGUUCUGCGACGGGGUCUCGGGACUCCCUCUCACACCAUACCGUGAUUAUCUAUCGUUGCUUCAGCAGUCUGUUCCUAUUCCUCGUCAGCAUCUUCGUGCUGGUGGAAGCAAUCUUCGGACAGCAAAUGUGGAUCAUUCACUAUGGAUACGUUGGGGGCAUGGCGCAGCUUUAUGUUGACCAGUCUUCCGUAUGGUACCAGAUUCUGGGCCUGAUGGCCAUAGUUUUGUUGCAACUAAGCAGUGAUGCAUUGCUUAUCUAUCGUCUUUAUCUUCUCUGGAAAAGAAUAUGGGUUCUUGUUCUACCUUGUAUACUAUGGGUGGGAACAGUUGUUUUGGGAGCGCUUUUUUGCUCGUACUGUGCUGCCCAGCAUGGUAACAUAUUUGCCGGAGACGCCGCACUUAUAGCCGUCGCUUACUACGCAGUGGCAAUCGCUCUGAACCUCCUAGUCACGUCGAUGCUAUGUGGCCAGAUGUUGACCAUUGGACGGAAGAGCCGCAGACAAUAUGGCUCUGUUAGUUCGUGGAAAUAUUUCAAUGCCGCAUCGGUGAUCAUCGAGUCUGCUCUGCCAUGCACAGCAGUCGGGAUAGCAUUCCUCGUGACCUUCGCACUCGAUAGCGGGGUUUCUGUGGCGUUCCUUUCUCUAUACGUGAUGUUAACUUGUGUGUCUCCUCAGAUGCUGAUCCUCCAUGCGGCGCAGGGAACUUCUUAUGACCUUGAGCGAAAGUCUAUAGUAGGGGUUUUAACGCCUUCUGCUUCUCCGAUGAGGCCACGGCCGCCGCCUUUGAGCACGUCAAACCUGAGCAGGUCACGGAUGAAAGAAGAUAUAUCGCCUCCCCCUCUGACGCCAAGUUUGUCCCUGAAGCAUGACUUUCCCGCCCAUGCAGAAUUAAUCCCCCCAAACCAUUGCUAUCUAGCUUGAGUGUAUUACGAGUCUAUGUACCACAAGCAACUGCACAAGAACGUCUCAAUGCUGCCAGCAUCCACGUCUAACAUCCAAGAAAACCUUGGAUCUUAAUCAACCGUCGGGUCUUAGGAAUCUGCAAGUACAGUCGACUCCCUUAUAACCCAUACCCAUUCGGGAUAGGCCAUAGGGUAUGGGGUAUGAGAGAGUAUGGGAAUUUGGGAAAUGGAAAAAUGUAUGGGUUAUGAGGGAGUCGACUGUAGUCAAAUUUUCACAUAGGUGACUUCUAUUCAGAGAAUGAACGAGCAGAUCCACAUAGCAAGACAUUUUGCUUUGUCUUACUCUGGCUCCCUCGUUACCUUUUAUAGGGUCUCGGAUUUGCUUGUAAUCGUGUUGCUUGUAAGCGACAUCUAUGACUUCGACGUAACACCGAUAAUAUUGUGUAAAAACCGGU